Molecule: messenger RNA, 1619 nt
Organism: Sphaeramia orbicularis (orbiculate cardinalfish)
Lineage: Eukaryota; Metazoa; Chordata; Actinopteri; Kurtiformes; Apogonidae
Gene: hgh1
Product: HGH1 cochaperone
Exons: 10
Coding region: 152-1282 (376 amino acids)
Source: RefSeq, a predicted model, not a curated record
ACCCGGAUGUUCAUGGUGUGUUUCCACAGGCUAAUGCUAAUGCGCUUCCUCUAUCGCCUUUAUCCAUGAGAUGUUUCUAGCAUUAAGAUAAAUCAAUAUGGCAGCGCUAUGAAACCUGACUGAACCUGUUAUCCAGCUAAAGAUUGUGAAGAUGCUGAGUGACUCAGAGGCUGCAGAGUUACUCUCGUUUCUGACUUGUCACACUCGUCUGGACGUCAAAGCCCAGGCGAUGGAGUGCAUUCUGGGAUUGUCUGGACACCGGGAUGGCCGUCGUUUCCUCCACUCCAAACCUGACAUACUGUCUGCCCUCUUUGAGAUGACCUCUGACCCUUCUGUUGCCAUAGUGAAGGACUGUUUCCAUGUCUUCAUCAACCUGUCAGCUGAUGAGACACUGCACAAGGUGUUGGUGUCACAGGUGUGUGUUCUCCCAUCGCUUCUGAAGAACCUGGUUGAUCCAGAUUACCUGUUCUCAGAUCAGAUCUGCACCAUCUUAUCCAACCUGAGCCGCCAUGAACAGACCUGCAGGACCGUGUACCCCGUUCUACAGGAGCAGGUGGGCAUGGCCAAGCUAGUGGAAGUUUUCUGUGAUGAAGGUUACAACCCAAAGGCCAACCUCCAUUACAUAGGUCCACUUCUGUCCAACCUGACGCAGCUACAGGAUGCCAGGAACCAGCUGAUGGACAGGCAACGGUGUGUUGUUCAGAGGUUGUUACCCUUCACUCAGUACCAGACGUCAGCUGUGAGGAGGGGCGGAGUCAUCGGAGCGUUACGUAACUGCUGCUUCGACCACGCUCAUCAUCAGUGGUUGUUGAGUGACUCUGUGGAUGUCCUGCCCUUCCUCCUGCUGCCAUUGGCUGGACCUGAAGAGCUUACAGAUGAGGAGAACCAAGGUCUGCCAAUAGAUCUGCAGUACCUUCCAGAGGACAAGAAGAGAGAAGAUGACCCUGAUAUCAGAAAGAUGCUGCUGGAAACGCUUUUACUGCUGACAGCGACCAAAGUUGGCCGACAGACCCUGAGAGAUAGGAAUGUUUAUCCUAUCAUGAGGGAGUUUCACCGCUGGGAGAAAGACGUCCACGUCAGCGCAACCUGUGAGAAACUGAUACAGGUGCUGAUUGGAGACGAGCCAGACCCAGACCUGGAAAACUUAAUGGAGGUUCAGAUUCCUGAAGACAUAGAAGAAAAACUGAAGGAGGCCUAUGCCAAAGAACAGGAGGAGCUCAACAAGGAGGCAGAGGAGAACAAAAGACAGGAGGACAGACGGACAGACGAGAUGGAUAGAUAGAAGACAGGAGACAGGUGGAUGGACAGAUAGAAGACAGGAGGAUGGACAGAUGGACAGACCAGAUGGACAGAUAGAAGACAGGAGGAUGGACAGAUGGACGGACCAGAUGGACAGAUAGAAAACCUCCUCUGGAGGAUCACUGUUCUCUGUAUUCUUUUAUUCAUCUCCAUGGUUCUGUCAAUGGUUCUGUCCAAGUUUCUUUCCAUGGUUCUAUUCGUGGUUCUGUGCAUGGUUCUGUCUGUGGUUCUUUCCAUGGUUCUGUCCAUUCUGACCCUAACAGUGUAACUACCAGAAUCAUUUGUUUUCUAUCAUUAAAAGUAUGUGUCCACAUGCAGCU